AUGUUUUUGAAUGCCAUUGAAUACUUCUCCCUGAAACUCACUUCAUUACCUGCUAUAACAACUUCCAAUAACUCGUACCUCACAUUUGACGUUUUGCUUUCAUGUUUCCGGCUGUUUAUCUCCGUGGAAAUCGUCUUCAGUCGCGACUCUGAGAAAAGACGAUCUAUUCCCAAUCUGGAAAUCGAACUGGCGGAACUCGACGAGCAGCAUGGCCAGUUGAGCCAAUCGGGUCCUAAAUACAUCAUUUUAUUUAUUGGCCAAGGUGGUGAUCUCACUCCGCUAGCUUUGAGGAGUGUCGUUGGUGAAAAGGAGGUUCUCUGCUCCCCCAUCGGAUCAACACCCAAUAGGGAGCUCCCGGACUCCCUCCCGGUCGUCAACCCUGAAUAUUUCUGCUCGCCAGGGUCUGGCAAUUGUUUCAUCAAGAUGGGGCUGUUUGAUUCUGUUCCACGUGUUUUGCUGGCUGCCACGGCGCUACGCUUGAUUCUGCUGGUCUAUGGUGGCUGGCAAGAUGCCAAUUCUGCGGUGAAAUACACCGAUAUCGAUUAUAUGGUGUUCACGGAUGCUUCGCGCUAUGUCGCCAAGGGUCAACCACCUUAUGCGCGCGACACUUAUCGCUACACACCCCUGCUGGCGUGGAUGCUUCUCCCGACUGCAUGGGAGGGAAGCGGACCUCUGGCUUCCGUGGCCUUUGCUUUCGGCAAGAUCCUCUUUGCUUUGGCUGAUGUUGUUGCCGGGUGGCUCGUCAUUCAGUUACUAUGUCGGUGCUACCAGUUCCCAACUGAGCGGGCGCUGCGUUACGUGUCCGCUAUUUGGCUAUGGAAUCCGAUGGUGGCCAACAUCAGUACCCGUGGAAGCUCGGAGGGUCUGCUGGGCGUCCUGGUCGCGGCUUUACUCUGGGCCACUUUGACUCGGAGGGCUGCUCUUGCCGGUGCAAUUUUAGGAUUAGCGGUCCAUUUCAAGAUUUAUCCCUUCAUCUACGGAGUUUCGAUCCUUUGGUGGUGGGAUGCCCAGCGUGACGGUGCUGCCCCUGCUAAGAGCUCCAGCCCGCUUUCAAGGGUACUCGGUUUUAUCACCUCAUCGCGUGUGAUCCUCACCGUUUCGGCGCUUAUCACUUUUGUCGUCUUGAAUGCUGUCAUGUACGUCCAGCAUGGCAUGCCAUUCUUGCAUCACACCUUCUUCCAUCACCUCACGCGGAUUGAUCACCGUCACAAUUUCUCUCCUUACAGUACACUGCUGUAUCUCGCUUCUGCGGGUGGAGCAAGCUAUCGAUUUGAAACGCUUGCUUUCCUUCCCCAGCUCCUGCUUGCGGUCGUUGCUAUCCCGUUGGUGUUGGCGAAGAGGACCCUGGCAACGGCUAUGCUUGCACAGACAUUUGCUUUUGUUACGUUUAACAAAGUCUGCACUAGCCAGUAUUUCAUCUGGUACCUUAUCCUUCUUCCAUUCUACCUACCAUCAUCGUCUCUUAUCCGCAAGCCAAGGUUGGGCAUUGCGGCAGCCAUUUUCUGGGUUCUCGGCCAGGCACUUUGGCUUUCUCAGGGGUACAAUCUGGAAUUCCUUGGCUUAUCUGCAUUUGUGCCUGGCCUCUUUCUAUCCUCACUUUUCUUCUUCGGUGUCAAUGUCUGGAUUCUUGGCAUUAUCGUCCGCGAUGGAGGUAAUGCCGAAGAUGCGGAGACUGAUCUGAAGGCAGUGCAAUGA
This is a messenger RNA of Penicillium subrubescens, 1695 nucleotides long. Its product is annotated as glycosylphosphatidylinositol-alpha 1,4 mannosyltransferase I. Gene Ontology annotation, biological process: GPI anchor biosynthetic process. Lineage: Eukaryota; Fungi; Ascomycota; Eurotiomycetes; Eurotiales; Aspergillaceae. Gene Ontology annotation, molecular function: alpha-1,4-mannosyltransferase activity; GPI mannosyltransferase activity. Bases 1 to 1695 code for a protein of 564 amino acids. Gene Ontology annotation, cellular component: glycosylphosphatidylinositol-mannosyltransferase I complex; membrane. The record is from RefSeq and is a predicted model, not a curated record. The transcript has 4 exons.